Molecule: messenger RNA, 1341 nt
Organism: Protopolystoma xenopodis
Lineage: Eukaryota; Metazoa; Platyhelminthes; Monogenea; Polystomatidea; Polystomatidae
Source: the annotation of a GenBank genome assembly
AUGCGACAUCACUCUUCGUUGCAUCCACAUCUUCAUACGCACCACCAUCACCACCACCAUCAUCACCACUCCCAGCAGCAUAGCCGUAGCGGUAGUAUCAUUCGCCGGACACAGAUCGUCUUCAAUACAGAUUUGCAGGCUUGUCUACAGCCAGGUACCGAGGCUUGCUGUGUGCUUAGUGGAUUGAGUAACCUGCUGAGGUCUCCAUUGCUUGCUCUAGUGCGAAUGCAGACGCCCACUGGCCUAUUGCAUGACGGCCUCGUAGAAGUAGCAGUGCCCGUUCGUUUCAUCUUCCUCUGCCUUGGCCCUACAAUGGCCGCCACGACUGAAGUGACGAGUGGGGCGCGCACCAGUUACUACACUGCUAUUGCACGGUGUUUUGCGGUGAUGGCGAAAAAUCUGGUAUUUUGUGCAACUGCGUUUGCUGCAACAGAUCCAGAAGAAUUGAUUGAAGCGUCAAAUGAGUUUCUUGAUGCAUCUAUUCUGAUGCCCAUUUCUCGCAAUGUGAAUCCGCAGAGCUUGGGCGGUAUGGUGAAUCAGAUUCGCGAAUUCGAGAUGGACAUGGAGCUCAGGUCUGAAAUGGAAAAGGCAACUAUUGCCGCCCAGAGCUACGAACGGCGCUCCAGCAUGCCUGCCGAUGUCAAGCUAGGCCACAGUCUGGCCUCAAUCACAGAAGAGAAGAAGUUGACAACCAGCAGACAGAAUUCCUCACCUAUCUCUACGGGGUUAACAUCACCUGUAACAACGGGUGCAGCCGCAUCUGCAGGAAUCGUUGCUCCCUCUAUAAGCCCAACACCAGGAGACCAAUUGUUAGCUGCGAUGGCACUGCGCAGAAUGUCUCGAGCCGGAAUUCUGCCACCUUCGGAUUUGGUUCUUUCAAGUCUGGAGAACGUGCGUGCCUCAGCAAUGCCACUUCCUGGCACUGGAAUUUACGGUGGCUUUCCUGUCUCUGGUGUCGGUGAGAUUGGACUGGACGGCAGCUCGGUGGCAAUUACUGGCUUAGGAUUGGCUUCUAGAGGCUCCAUCUCGAUGCCACCGACUGCAAUAGCGCAGAUUGAUGACAAACUAGAUGAGCGUUCACGAUUGACAACACGCCAGAAAUUUCUGUUUGACUUUUGUCCGCCAUGUGUUCAGACCGCUAAAGGUGCCCUGCCCUGGUUACAGCGGUUUCCCAGUGACUUUAAGGACGCUUUCACCAAGGAUAAUCUGCCUGCUGUACUCACGUGUAUCGUAUUUCUGUAUUUUGUCCUGCUUGCACCUGCUAUAACUUUUGGUGCCAUACUCAGUAGGUCCUAUGCAGGGGGGGCUCAUUUUGGCAUAUUAUCUCUUGUCAGCCUUUAA